AUGCGUAUGGGUUUUCGACCUCUUGUUAAUUUAACAGCACCACUUGGUGCUAAUAUUAAUUCAAUAUUUUCAACAACAACACGUUCAUUUAUUAAUCCAUUUCUUAAUCAAUCAUCCUAUACAAUUGACAGUAGUCAUUCCCAACAACAACUUAAAGAUGAUAAUGAUGAUGAUGAUGAUCCUGAUCUUAAAGUUGAGUUAGAAAAUAAACAAUUAUGGGAUGCUUUUCAUGCACACGGAACUGAAAUGGUUAUUACAAAAAGUGGACGACGAAUAUUUCCAGCUUUUAAAGUUAAAGUAACUGGUUUGAAUCCACAAGCUAAAUAUGUCUUUUUAAUGGAUAUUCAAGCAGCUGAUUCUCAUAGAUAUAAAUUUCAUAAUUCUAAAUGGAUGAUUGCUGGUAAUGCAGAUCCGGAAAUGUCAAAACGUCUUUAUGUUCAUCCAGAUUCACCAGCAACAGGUGAACAAUGGAUGUCGAAAUCUGUUUCAUUUCAUAAACUUAAAUUAACAAAUAAUAUCUCCGAUAAAAAUUCUUAUACAAUACUCAAUUCAAUGCAUAAAUAUCAACCAAGAUUACAUAUUGUUAAAACGAAUGAUUUAAUUAAAAUUCCAUGGUCACCAAUAAAAACCUUUAUAUUUAAAGAAACACAAUUUAUUGCUGUUACAGCUUAUCAGAAUGAAAAAAUUACCCAAUUGAAAAUAGACAAUAACCCGUUUGCUAAAGGUUUUCGAGACAAUGGAGCGGCAAGCAAGCGAGAUAAAAGACGUCUCAAUUUUGAUCUAUCGACGAAUACAAACUCAACAUCAAGAAUUUUAUUUGAAAAACCACAAAUUCCUUUAAUACCUACAUAUCAUUCAAUUGAAAAUUCUUCUGAAAAAAAUGAUUAUAUUGAUAUUGAAUCACAUAAUCAUUAUGAGAAUGAUUCUAUUAAUAUAAAACGUACACCAAGUUUAUCAUCAACAACAUCAAUUAGUACAUGUUCACCAACAACGAAUCAUCAUCGUUCAAUACCUAUCAUAUCACCAAUAUAUUCUCAUGAUCAUCAAUCAAUGAAAAGAUCUCGUUCACCAUCAACAACAGAUGAAGAUACAAAUAAACGAGCUUGUUUAACAAAUCAUACUCGUCCAAUUGUAAAAAAUGAUUUAAGAAAUAUUGAAUCAUUAAUUGAACGUGUACCUGAAAAACCAACUAUUAAUGAACCAAUACCAACACCAACAACAAUUGAUCCAAAUUAUCUUUAUUUAUUUUAUAUGGCACAAUUUCAUAAUCAUCAAAAAUCACAAUUAUUACAUCCAAAUCCAUUACAACGAUAUUUAUUAUAUAAUCAACAACAUUUACAAAAUUAUUAUCACUAUCCAUCAAUAGCAAACACAAAAUAA
Molecule: messenger RNA, 1380 nt
Organism: Rotaria sp. Silwood1
Lineage: Eukaryota; Metazoa; Rotifera; Eurotatoria; Philodinida; Philodinidae
Source: the annotation of a GenBank genome assembly